AUGAGCAUGGGAGGCAGGUUGAUCGAGCUAAACGAGAGACCGCCACACCGCUCGAUACUUUCGUCCUUUGCUCAUCUUCCUCGACCACAUUACGCAGACGGAUCACGGGAUAUGCAUGAUGAAGGCGAAGCUCUUGUGAGUUCCGCCGAACGAUUGGAUCUGAAUGAUGAAAAAGCCCAUCCUCUGCUUCGCCCAGACCAUAAAGACUUACCCGAAGACCCCUUUAUGUCUGCCGAUUUUCGCCACGAUGUCUACGUAUCCUCAUGUAUAUUGAAAGAUACACGGGAACUGCGCCGACUUUUCGAAAAGUAUCCAGAGGCCGAUUUCGUUUCGCAAUCUGAUGACGAAGGCAAUAACGGCGUUCUACUUGCUGCCACCGAAGAGAAUGGUGCCGCGACUGUACAAUGGCUCCACGAGCGAGGUGCAACCAUCGACCAGGCCAAUCAUUACGGCAGGACACCACUUAUGGAAGCUGCCCUCUGGAGACGCCUCGAGACUGUGCGGUACCUUACUGCCCAAGGGGUAAAUGUGCAAACCCGCGACGCGAAUGGUAUGUCUGCCCUGGAUAUAUCUCUGAACUCGGCGCGCAAUACAGAGAAGCUACCGAUGCGGAUCGACAACGUGCCAGAGUCGAAAGCCAUUUGA
This is a messenger RNA of Cyphellophora europaea CBS 101466, 645 nucleotides long. RefSeq lists its product as uncharacterized. Gene Ontology annotation, molecular function: protein binding. Bases 1 to 645 code for a protein of 214 amino acids. The record is from RefSeq and is a predicted model, not a curated record. The transcript has 2 exons. Lineage: Eukaryota; Fungi; Ascomycota; Eurotiomycetes; Chaetothyriales; Cyphellophoraceae.